CUGACAAAGCCAAAGUCAACAGCGAAAGCAUGGCAGGAUACGUCACAGGAUGAAAUCAAGAGCAGUAUCUCUGUAUGGAAGAAACGACUCCAUUUAGUUGUGAAGGAAGAUGGAGGUCACAUUGAGCACAAGUUAUUAGAUAAUUAUGUUGUGGCACUCUACGUGAUAACCGGUGACAAAGGGCUGUGUGUCAAGUGUAGGAUUUAUGCUGUUUGACUUUAACAGUUGAACCAUAUGCUGUGGUGAUAAAUUCACACUAAGAGCUUACAUUAAAAUAACACUGUGACCUUAACAUACUUGCCGUUUGGAUAUACAACGACUUACACAAUUAACGUUUCAAUAGCAUCGCAGUAGUUUGUCAUUCUCUCGAGCUCGGUACUUGGUCUGUUUUGGCAUUGAAAUAGUAGUACCACAAUAUAAGUGACAUUGGCGAAAAAGAGGCGAAACAAGCGAUACAGUAGACAAGGAUGAUAACUUCAAACAUCUGACCAACAGAAUCCAGGUGUAAAAGUUUCAUAACUGUGCGUGAUAGGGAGACUGGGAAAUAACGUCAUCGUUGAAAAAGCGAUCGAGUGCAUUUGUAUUUUCUUUUGAAAUCAAUAGUUUUUUAAGUGAACUCCUUCGGUAUUCAAAACUAAGUUAUGACGAUCGAACAUCUUGAUAUGAAUGAGAUCGAUUAAAAUGCAAAUAAGCAAAGGGAGUUAGAGUUUGUCAAUGGCUAAUGAUCGGAUUGCACUGCAGUAUAUAAACUUGAAACAUAUAGCAAUCGUUAGUUCUCUGUUGAGACAUUGAAAUAACAGAACUUCGAUUUUAUCAAUUUUAAGCAGAGAAACAAGCAAUAUGAGAGUAACGUUACAGGACACUCAGCGGUCGUUAUUAAUGGUGAUGGGAGUGCUGGUCAUUUUCAUCUUUGCAUUUGACCAAUACUUGGAGAGAGAUACGAAACUAAAGAUAGCUUCAUAUGAGACAAGAUGGAGAAGCAGGGGACUACAAUCGUUGACCAACAACACCAAAGAUCCGCUAGGCGACUCUAAAUUGUGGAUGGCGAUCAGUCGGAAAUCAAACGCCAGAUCGUUUGGGUACGAUACAAUGGUUUAUAAAAGUCGUUUCGACGAACCAGACGCUCGACCAAGUGCCAUCUCUUCCCUGGAGACUUAUCAUAUGCAAGGUGAACGUAAAAAUUCAGAACCGAUUGUUGAGGCGAAUGACGAAGCCGACACCGUGGACUUUAAAGAAAUGAUGACAGAGAGUGUAAAAACAAUCGCAAACACUCCGACUCAAUAUAUACCGAGGAUCAAGAGCUGGGAAGACAUUUCGAACAAUCCAAGAAAAAUAUUACUUUUUCCUGGGAACGGUCGCCUUGGUGACGAAAUGUUCCAGUACUCUUCUGCGUGGGCGAUUGCUAAGAAAACGAACAGGACGCUGUACAUACCUUCAAACUCCCGUCUUCUCGAGAUCUUCAGCAACAUUAAAGCAGAAAUAUUCGAUCUUAGAUCUCUGCCUAAAGACAUUAACCUCCCCGUGCGAUCAGGUAGAGGACCUUUCAAAAAAGACUUAUUCAACGUAAAGGCGGCUAGCUUCGUGCUUUACAACGGUUUGGGGAGCUUCAGUUACAUUACAAACAUUAAAGAUGAAAUUAAAAACCAGUAUACAUUCAACAGUGACAUAAAAUCAAAGGUUGAUAACUUUUUUAAAACACUACCAAGUGCAAUAAAGAACGAAAAAACUAUUAACGUCGGGGUACACGUCAGACGCGGAGACCUAUUAUCGCUAGAAAAUAACAGGAAAGGUUAUCGUGUCCCAAGUGUUGACUAUUUCCUCAAAACUAUGCAACAUUAUGAUCGAAUUCUUAGUCCAACAAACAUUCGCUAUAUCAUAUGUUCAGACGAUCCAAAAUGGGCCCGAGAGCAUCUAAACUUUCCUAGUACACAUUUCUGCCCCGGUGAAUCGGACAGCAUGGACUUGGCCAUAUUGGCUCGUUGUGAUCACUCAAUUAUGUCCGUUGGGAGCUUUGGUGCAUGGGGGUCGUACCUAAGUGGCGGAAUGGUGACAUUUUACCCAUACCCCUACAGUGAGAAUUCUGUCAUGUGGAAACUGUGGCACAAACACAAACACGAGAAAGUUCCAGCACACGGUCUUCCGUAUUACAGUUGAGAAUGACUAGAAAUCUUUCGCUCAAACCAGGGAUCUGAACUGUUCCAAUUCCUCUAGUCGUAUUACGUAGCAUUACGAACGUUUUAUGCUUGAACGUUCGAUUGUAUAAAAAAACUGCCAUUCAACAAGUGAAGUAAAUGGACAUACAGGCAUUUAUAACUGAAGAACGUGUUAUUGUAACAAAACAUACAUUUAGCUAAAGUGAUUGGUAACAUGCAUUCUGCAUGUAUUCAGCAAAUCAACAAUUUUAGUGAUCGGGUGUUUCAGUGCAAUUAUUUUUCACAGUGGUCAAUUUCAAAUAUUGUAAAUCUUAAGUUUCGGGGAAAUAAUGAAUAUGAUGCCAGUGCUGAUGAUUGGGAUUGCGAUAAUAAGGGUAAUCCACAAUUCACAUGGUUUAGAUGAUUACGUAAACGGGUGGGGAAUUCUGCUCUAUCAAACCGUAUAAUUGUAUCAUUUUGGUCACUGGCAUCUUAUGUAAUGCCUUGGCCACAAUUGCUCCGAUUCAUCGGUCGGCGCUCAGCCGAUUGAAUAUUCUGUUCAGAACUGAAUACAAUUGUGAACA
This is a messenger RNA of Owenia fusiformis, 2716 nucleotides long. The record is from the annotation of a GenBank genome assembly. Lineage: Eukaryota; Metazoa; Annelida; Polychaeta; Sabellida; Oweniidae.